Salmo salar (Atlantic salmon) is the source of this 6727-nucleotide messenger RNA. The record is from RefSeq and is a predicted model, not a curated record. NCBI's taxonomy places the organism in Eukaryota, Metazoa, Chordata, Actinopteri, Salmoniformes, Salmonidae.
UCUUACUCUGCAGACUAAGGUGGUCCAGCGACAGGCUAUCAGUAAGACCCAGAAAGUGCGAUUCUUCACCCCAUCUCUCCUGGCCCAGAUUGCAUCUCUCUACAGGUGGAAUGGCAUUGUGGAUGCAAGCACAGACGACAGCAAGAUGGCAGAGAAUGCAGAGGAAGCAGGGAAGAUGGUCGUGAGGAAACUGGUUCACAACUUCCUCCUGGAUCUAUGCUGCUCCAGGAAACACGGCAUCAGUUUCUAUGACCCCAGCUUUGGAACUGCCGGCAGGGCUGGUAACAUUGUGCUCCUGCAGUUUGUGGUGGGGCUGAAACAGGCUACAGAGGAUGACCUGGUCUCUGAUCUGGUGGUCAAUAUACUCAGGGUCAGCCCUGACAUCCUGCCCAGGUUCUUCAAGGAGACACAGUACUCCUACCCUCGCCUCAAAUCUGCCUGGACGGACAACAUCACUCUGCUCAAGAAGAUCUACGAGUCUCAGCCAGAGGUAUCCAAGGCCUUCCAGACCAGAGAGGUUGUCCCUCUGCCCCGCCUCCUGUCCAUGGUGCUGGUGACAUCACUUCCUCCCGUCUGUAACAAGGCCUUCUUCACGCAGGGCAUCAACUUUGCCAACGCGGUGGUGCAGCACACGACCUUGUCCCUGAUGCCCUUCCUUCUGAAGAGAGCUCAGAGGAACAUGGAGUUGUGUCUGGACCGCUCUGUGUGGCUCGCCUCUGAUCUAUACACCCCAGCCACCAUGGAGGACUUCACACAGCAGUACAGGGAGGCGCUCGGGCAAGGUAACAGACUUCACACAGCGGUUCUACCGGACAUGACCAGCAUCGUGUCCAAAUGGCAGUCGCUGACCAAGAAGGAGAAAGGAGGGAAGGAAGGGAAGAAGGAAGGAGAUGUCAAAGAGGAGGCAGCUAAACCCCGUCAGUCCCCGAGUCUCCAGGAGGUCAUCCUCCUGAAGGCCCUCAUCCUUCAGGUCAUGUGUCUCUACCAGAAGGUGGUACCCCAUCUGGUCAGCCAGAGCAAGUUUGACUUCAGUAUCGUGUCAGAGAAAGGUAUGAGAGAGGAGGUCCCUCCAGUCCUUCAACACCAGAUACUACAACUGGCCCUUGACCUGCCGGCCAGCAGAUUCUCCUGGUUCAGAGUUCAGGAUCAUGUGGAGACAGGCUCUGGGGAGAUGUCUGUGUUCUUCUUGCUCCUCAAGAUGUUUGUGAGCAGCACCAACAGCCACCUGAAGAUCUCCACCAAGAAACUGGUGGUGAAGGUGCUGAAGGACAGUGGAGUGUUUGAGUACACCUGGUCUGAGCUGGAGCUGUGGCUGAACCACCUGGACAGACUACAACCAGACCAGCAGGACACAGUCAUACACUUCCUGGAGAGGGUGAUGGUGUGUCUGGUGUGUAACCCUUACACCUACACAGACAAGGUGGCCAGUCUUGUCCAGGAGGCAGCCUACCUGCAGGCCAAUCUUAGCGGACAGGAUGGUGACAACGCCAGCAUCCCCAUCUCUCACAUAGACGAUGUGCUGGACAUGGUUGACGUGAUCAUGGAGGGCAGCGAGGGGGAGACGGAGGAGCUGGGCCCGGCGCUUAGUGAUGACCUCAUCCUCCAGACCUUCCCAUUCAGUGCCGUGGUACCUGCUGUCCUGGAGGCCAGGAACAAACUACCUGCUACCUACAGAACGGAGAAAGGUGUAGUAUACGACUACAUGGCAGCAGUCCUAUGUGAUGUGCUCCACUGUCAGAGAGACCCUCUGCCCCUCAGCCUGGCUCUUCUCCAGUACGAUAAAGAGCUGAACUCCUCAGAAGACCCUGGUCCUCCCCAUCACUCCAUCAUUCACCUUCAUCACUACUACACAACAUGGCUACCCCAGCAGGCCCGGGAACACCUGUUCCAGUCCUGUGAAAGCCCUUUCCCUGUCUCUCCUAGUCCUGUGACCUUUACUGGUCUCCUGAAGACGGCCUACACCCAAGGGGCCUCUGCCCUGCUAGAAGACUCCUUCAGACGGAGGCUAGAGAAGAGUCUGGUCACUAUGGAGAUGGCAGAGUAUCCUGUUGCAGCCAAGCAGAUCCUACUGUACAUCAAAACCACUGUGGACAACUUCAGCAUGUUGUCUAAAAACACAGGGCUGCUGGCGCUCAGUGUCCUAAUGGGAAUUCUCCAGGGGUUGGUGUUGAGGCUUCAGAGCCCACAGGAACCAACUUUGGAAACCGAGACUGAGACCAUGGUGGCUGAUCAGAAGGAAGCGGAGACGGCAGAAACCAUGGCUGUGGAUCCCAAGGUGGCGGCAGAGACGGAGCCUAUAGCUAUGGACCAGGACUCAGCCACUGUAGUAGAUCCAGCCAAGGCAGCAGAACCCAAAGCUGUGGACCUCCUGAAUGGAUCAGAGCUCUUGCUGGAGUUCAACCCGUCUUCUGAAGCGGAGGACAACCACAGCCUGAUGGCGUUGUCAGUGCUGAGUUCCAUCCUGAAGCACCCGUGUAUGGAGCAGUGGUUCCUGUCUCUGGAGUUGUCCUCCGUCCCUCCUACCUCCCUCAACCCUGUCAGGCUGAAGCUGCUUUGUGCACAACUGUCUGACUGCAUCCUGGGUCUAUUACAGACCUCUGCCGCCGCCCUUCGACCCCUGGACUCCCUCUAUCUCCUCUCCCCCUACCUGAAGGCUGUUUCAAGGGCUCUGCUCAGAGAGCUGGGGGAGAGGCGGGAGGUCGACGAGGCGUCCCGGCCUGUGAGAGCCUUCAUGGCCCUGCAUGCCUACAUGGAACCCCCUCUCCUCCAGGAGCUGGUCUCUUCCCUUCUCCUCCUCCCCAAGGAGACCCUCAUCACCCCGGGGGAGGGUGACAGGGAGGGAGAGAAGAGCUCCAGAGCAGCAGAGCUCAGUGUCUACGGACGCACAGCUCUACAGAUCCUCACCGAGACCUCCUCCACCAACACCUCUUCAUCCGGUUCUCCUGUCCUCCUCUCCCAGGCCCACCUCCAAGGCCUGGCCACCCUGCUCCUCUCCUGCUCUAGCCCGUCUCUGGAGAACUUCCUCCUGCAGGCCCUGAGGACCCAGCCAGGCAACGCUAAACUACUCCACACUGACGUCCUGCUCCAUUGUCUCCAGGGACCUGUUACUGCAGCCACCCAGGCCAUCGGGGUAGCCCUGCUGCUGAACUGCUCUUCUCACAGGCUCUGCUUCGAGGUGUGGUGCCUGCAGCCGCAGAACGUGGAGAAACUCACAGACCAGACAGAGAGAUUCCUACCGCUGGUCAACAGUUACCUGCAGACUGCAGCCAGGGAGGACCCGGCCAGGCCUAAAGAAGUUCAGACAGCGGUGCUGAAGACCCUGAAGAAGGCCCUGUUCCCCAGGCUGAGCCUCUCUGUGCUGGGGCAGGACACAGGGGAGGCCCUGGAGGCUGUGGAGGUUGUGGAGGCUCUGUCUAGUCUGGUCACGCUGGCGACUAAGGUCAAGGACAUCAGAGAGCUCGUCACCUCCUUGCCUGCUGCCCUGCAGAAACUAGACGGCUUUGAGAGAUGGCAGCUGGUGGACCCCAUCAGUGCUGUGCUGUCUGUCUGUCCCGAGGAGCUAGAGGUGUGGAGGACGUCCGUCCUCUCUGCUGCCCUCCGGUGGCUGAGCUCUUCCUACGGUCACAACAGAGAACAGAACACGGCACCACUCACACAGGAGGACAACAUACUGAAUAGACUAGCAGUACUACUGACUUUUCCAGAAGACAUCACAGCAGCUGAAUGGAACAGCUUUGUCAAGGCUGGACUGAAGUAUCGCUACAGAGACCCUAACUUCCUGACCACACUAAACAGGAUGUUGGAUCUGAUGUAUGGAGGUAGUGAAGGACCUAAAGAGCUGCUGCCUCUACCUACCAUCCACAUGAUGGCCUCCAGCCACUCCCUGUUCCUACCCAUCAUGCUGGGAGACGAGAAGGACCUUAGUGGGAACAAACAGGUUAAAGAGGCCCUGGUCUCUCUCCUGCUCAGCCUAGUGAAGAGAAGUCCUGCUGUCUGUAACAGCAGCCACUUUGUAGUUCUACUGGGAGGCUACGGAGCUACUCUCAGUACGACAGAUCAGAAACUGUUACUGCUGCUGCAGGAGUAUGAACAAAACGGCAUCAGUCUGGUAGACUUUCAGUGCAUGCUUUGGGGCCCAGCAGCGGUGGAGCACCAUAAGGCCCGGAGAAGCCUGGGCGUUUCCUUGUGGCAGCAACCCAGCUCUGAGGACCUCUUGGCUCUGCUCAGCCCUGACACCAUGAUCAACACCAUUACUCACUUCCCCCUGCAACGCAGGAUCAUCCUACAGGAGGGUAAAGAGCUGAUUUUCAAAGAUGAGGAAGUGAAGGAUCUUGGGAGUGUGUACGACCCUUGUUUCCUCCUGCCUCUCUUCAGCGCCAUGCUUCAGCCAGAGUCUGUGAUAGACUGUCUGAAGUUUGUGUCGAGUCACGGCCUUGGUGUGACGAUGGUGUCCCUGAGCAGUUAUGACCCCAAGCUGAGGGCAGCGGCCUACCAGGUCCUGGCUUCAUACCACCAUCAUCUGGAGGCUGCUCGCUUCAGAGAGAAGAGACAGCUGCUGUACCUGCUGGACAUGGUAAAGAAUGGGAUCAGACAGCAGAACCUCAGGAUGCCCUUCUUACUGACCACGUACAUCACUAAGGUGGCCCUGCAGAUGCUGAAACCAGAGGACCACAUGUACGUGGUGGUGAACAGGUUCCUGCUGUCCCAUCAGUGCCUGGACUUCAGACGGGUUCCGGAGUUCUUCAAACUGUUCUACAGCUGUGACAUGGAGCACAAGGUGGAGAGGGAGUGGAUUCUGUCUGUCCUAGAGGAGGGACUGACAGACAGACAGUGUUAUGAUCUGUUAGACCAACAGGGGAUCUUCCAGACGCUGCUAGGAUUCUGCUGCAGCCCACUCUGUGAUCAACACACUCGGACUCUGAUAGUGAGAGUCCUGCACCAGGCUGGUCACGUGACCAAAGCAGCCUACAAUCUGACCAAGGGCCACGGGCUCCUCACCUGGGUUCUACAGCUGCUGGAGAGGAGACAUGUAGACCAGGGUCUGCUGGGUGCUGUGGUGGAGCUGCUCCAUGUGCUGUGGUUCACCAACCUGGGCCAGAAGGAGGACAAACCCCAGGGACCCGGCACUCCAAAGGUUCUCCCUCUACCCCUCAUCAGCCAGUUCCUGUGUGUAGCCACCACCAUCAUCAGACAUCUGAGGCUGGUGAAGGCAGGUCAGCUGAGCCUGUAUCUCCAGACUCUGAGCUCCAUCCUGCAACAUCGUGGAACAGCUCUGGGGGUCCACGGGGAGGCUGGCUGGCUGACCUUACGACCCCAGGCUCUUUCCUCCCAAGAAGCACUCGCCCUCCUCCACCGCUGGAGCACGCUGACCCACAAUGCACCUCUCCUCAGCCAGCUGCAGACUGUGGCGGAGAAACACAAAGUCAAGGAGCUGCUGGGGUCGGGCAGGGAGAAAGGCCGUGGAAGAAGCUCCUCUGUCCAGGCCCAGGCCCGUUCUAACUCCCGACCAAAUGAACAGGGAGAGGAAGGAGAGGUAGAGAGACGAGAGGAGGAGAAGACUCUGCUGGAGAAGUGUACUCCUCACCUCAGGAAUAUCUUUACCCACUGGGUGCCUGUCUCUCUUGGCUGUCCCUCCCUGACCCCAUACUCCCACCUCUACCCCCUGGCCAACACCACAGCCCAUCUUCUCACCAGGUGGUUCCUGAACUCCUUGGUAGAGGGAGCCUCCACCUACGAGGACAAAAGGACAGUCCACUUCCUUCGCUGGUUCCAGAAGACUGUCCUUCCUCACAGAGUCAUAGUGGACAUGGUGCUGGCUGACCCUGCUGUGAGACUGGACCUGCUCUGUCUCUAUCACCAGGCCUGUGAGCCCCAGACCCAGCCCCAGGCCCAGAUCUCUUCCAUGGUAGAGCACGUCCAGCUGUUCACCAACAUUAUGACCCAACUCCUGGAGGCCAGAGGCUGCGCUGACAGUGACCUGCACAGGGCCGUGCUCACAGCAUGCUCCCUAGGAAGAACAUGUGAUGACCAGACCACGAAGGAAGGUCUGAUGUUGCUGUCUCUGUACAUCCAUGAGAUGUGGAGCGGAGCGAAGAGCCCAGAGCUGUUCCUGAACCACGUCCGAGUGGUGAACGAGAUCCAGGGUUCUAUAGGGACCAAGGACCAGAAGAAAAGUCCAAACGACAUUCCCAGACACACACAGCCCUCAGAACCAUCUGUAGUGACCUCCUCUCAGGACUGCAGUCUACUGUUGCACCAUAGGGGUUAAAUAGCUGUGGCCCACAUUACACCCUAUUGAGUACACUAUUUCUUAACCAGGGCCCAUCGUGGUCUCUGGUCAAAAAGUAGUGAACUACACUGAGUGUACAAAACAUUAAGAACAUCUGCUCUUUCCUGACCAGGUGAAAGCUAUGAUCCCUUAUUGGAUGUCACCUGUUAAAUCCACUUCAAAUCAGUGUAGAUGAAGGGGAGGAGACAGAUUGAAGAAGCAUUGUGUUUGUGUGCCAAUCAGGGAGUGAAUAGGAACAACAAAAUAUUUAAGUUCCUUUGAACGGGGUAUGGUAGUAACUUGCCAGGCGCACCGGUUUGUUUCAAGAACUGCAACGCUGCUGGGUUUUUCCAUGCUCAACAGUGUCCAGUGUGUAUCAAGAAUGGUCCACCACCUAAAGGACAUCCAGCCAAUUUGACACAACUGUGGGGAAGCAUUAGAGUCAACAUGGGCCAGCAU